CACAAGCCUCGUCUCGUGGAUUGUUUGCAGGGAGGGAUUGAGCCGCCCCUCUUGCUUGAAUUCCCCGUGAGUCCAAUCCUCAUACGUCAUUGCAAAUUCUCGAUGGGAAAUGCGACCUCAGUUUAUACGUCGUGACUGUGAUGAGAUGGGGUUCAGAGAUGGCUCAGUUGGCCAUCCGCGAUGAGGUUGUGUCUCGAUGAUUGCAAGCCAGGUAUCUGAAGCAGGGUUACAAUUUUAUGGCCUAGGGUUGUGGUCGACGCCGUGAAUUUUGCUCACGCUUCUUUCCCAAACUCCUGGCGGGUGUUCGUGGAUUGUUUCUUGGACUCUGAAGUUUGGCGUAGUGGUGUUGGAAGUGACAGGAACGCGAGGAUCAGGUGAGCCGCAAUGUGGAAAGUGACACAGAAAGGUUGGAUUGCUACACUCGACUAGUGUAGGGGUUGGAUUGAUGCCGAAGUGAUCGCGCGAAUCCGUAUUUUGCGAGGUGGAUUAAUUCUGGGAGUGAUUCUUGAUGAGAAAAGCAAUUGGGUGCCUUUGACAGCUGGAGAACAGAGCAGUCAUGCUGUCAUGGGGAGGAAUCACUUUGUGCUUAAGCGGGGCAGCGCUAUACUGCUUGAGUCGCAACACAGGACGCGAUGCCCUCAAUCUCAGGUCCAUUGAGCGGGUGAACCAGCUCAAAGACUUGGCUAUAUUGUUAGAAUCAGCAUGCAAGGUAGUUCCCUUGGUGGUGACUGUGGCUGGUCGUGUUGGGUCCGAGACCCCAAUUGCUUGCGAGCAUUCAAGCUUACGAGGGGUGAUCUUGGAGGAGACCGCAGAACAGCACUUCCUCAAGCAUAAUGACACUGGCUCGUGGAUUCAGGACUCGGCUCUCAUGCUGUCCAUUAGCAAAGAGGUUCCAUGGUAUCUGGAGGAUGGUACUGGUCGUGUAUACAUCGUUGGGGCCCGGAAUGCAGCGGGCAUGGAGCUCACGGUUGCCAGCGAAGUUUUCGAGGAGUCUGGACGGUCGCUAGUGCGUGGAACGCUGGACUAUUUGCAGGGAUUGAAGAUGUUGGGCGUGAAACGGGUGGAGAGGGUCCUUCCUACAGGUACCAACCUUACCGUCGUCGGAGAAGCUGUGCAAGACGACCGAGGCCUUAUUCGAAUUCAGAAACCUAACAAGGGGCCGUUCUACGUGACUCCUAAGAGCCUAGAUCAGCUUGUUGCGAAUUUGGGCAGAUGGUCGCGGUGGUAUAAGUACAUGUCGCUCGGGUUUACCAUCGUGGGCAUUUACUUCAUUACAUCCCACGCUAUCAAGCAUUUUAUGGAGCGCCGGAGGAGGGAAGCUCUGCACAGGAGGGUGAUGGAAGCUGCAGCACUUCGACAGGCAUCGCAACGAGAAGGCGGCGAUGGGGACAUGGGCGAUGUUACUUCACACCCACUUGAUGAUAGCGUAGAUACUUCUCAGAAGAAAGACAGAGGGACGCCUGACUUGUGCGUCAUAUGCUUGGAGCAAGACUACAAUGCCGUAUUUUUGCCGUGCGGGCACAUGUGCUGCUGCACAUCGUGCUCAGCGCAGCUCACGAGUUGUCCGCUUUGUCGACGCCACAUCGACAAAUUUGUGAAAACGUAUCGGCACUAGUGGCCUCUUCCUUAUUCUUGUUAUUAAUGCCGAGUGGUGAUGUUAGCUGGAUGUGUAUUUAUGAAUGGUAGAGACUGAGGAAAGGCCAGAUAUGCUUUGAGGCAGAAGUUUAAAAGUGUAUGCAGAGAUAUGCACCGAUUGCACUUAGGAUAAAAGAAACUGUGACAUGGCAGACAGUUGAUAUUACCAGAUUUUGUUGGCCAUGGGGAAUACUCGUUGAGCCAGCUGGCUGGUUUUCAACAAUUGGGUACUAUAAUAUCAAUCUCUUAGCAGACUUUCUAUUGCGAGGAUAAAGAUUCUCAUUCCAUAAUAGCAGGUUCAUUUCCCCUUUUUGUUAUGAAGCGAAAGCAUUAUGUAUUAUUGCUGUUAAAAGCGUCUUUAUAAAUCAACUUGUGUACGCUUACAUGCU
Molecule: messenger RNA, 2024 nt
Organism: Physcomitrium patens
Lineage: Eukaryota; Viridiplantae; Streptophyta; Bryopsida; Funariales; Funariaceae
Source: RefSeq, a predicted model, not a curated record